Messenger RNA from Melanotaenia boesemani (Boeseman's rainbowfish), 11446 nucleotides. RefSeq names its product nemo-like kinase, type 2 (gene nlk2). Gene Ontology annotation, biological process: intracellular signal transduction; protein phosphorylation. Gene Ontology annotation, cellular component: nucleus; cytoplasm. The transcript has 11 exons. Bases 1263 to 2852 code for a protein of 529 amino acids. Gene Ontology annotation, molecular function: MAP kinase activity; ATP binding. The record is from RefSeq and is a predicted model, not a curated record. NCBI's taxonomy places the organism in Eukaryota, Metazoa, Chordata, Actinopteri, Atheriniformes, Melanotaeniidae.
GCAUAAUCUCACCGCCGAGUUGCUAAGAUUGUGUUCACCAUGUUGGAUCAACUGCUCAUCUCAGUUGCUUUGUAAUCAAUUUAUCAUCUCAGUGGCAUGUCGUUGGCCCGAAAAGUGAAGGUACCACUGAGGGGAUUUGUUGUCCUCGGCCGAAAGCAACAGGGCUCACCGACAACAUCACAAGGACGGCUAUUUUGAUGUGGAGACACGGUUGCCUAUUAGCUAGCUCCGAGCUGUCAGGUUGAAUAUCCGACUGUCUCGCGACACAAGCAGCAAGGUAAUUUAUCCUGCAUUAAAAAUAAAUAUAGAACUUUUCUUGGCAUGGUUGCUAAGUAUCUCUGGAUGUGAGGUUGUAAAGGGAGCACAGAAAGAAACAAACUGACCACAGAACUGUCGCCGGGGGACUCAAGUUGACUGAGGAACCGACUGUGAGGAUUCCUGCUGUAAUAUUUUGAGUUAUGGUCGCGAGCUUCGUCACCCGUCAGGAUGAUGGGGGUUUCUAGCUAAACGGGCGGUUCGGUGGAUCGGCGUUGUAAUAUGUAAGUAGCGUGGAUGGCGGUGGCCUGGGCCUGCCUGCUUGCCUGCGUCCGCUGUUGUGUUGUCGCCUGGGCUGGGAUACACCCCCUCUGCACCGGAUCUGCGGCGUUAAUUACGGCCCGGAGAUUACCUCUGUUUACGAACUAGCUACCUGCUUUGCUCACGAAUCGGAAGAGGAAUCUGUUUGGGAUUGUAGAUGCGGUUUCCAAGCCGUGUGGAACCCCCGUGGUGGGAGGAUUUACGGCGCUGGCCCAGAGCGUGUGGAAAACUUGGGCACUUUUAAAGAUGAAUGCUCCGCUUCCCAUGUGACAUGAUUUAGAUGCAGACGGAGAAGCCGCCUCUGUCAUGAGGAACAUCAAAGACCACCAAGUUAAUUUAUUGAGGGGGGUGCGGGUUAUUUUCUACUGAAUAGUUUUUAUUUUAGUUGUGCCACUCAGACUUUUAGACUUUGGUCUCAGCUGUUGGCUCCAGACCUUUGUAGUCUAAUGGUGCACAGACGAGAAAAUUAAUUUCGUGGAAGUCGGCCAGAUCCUUGUGGGCAUUAUGAUGAAGAGACGCAUCAGAGCGUUUUUUAACCCAUGAAGUAUAAAAGUGACUAAUGUCGAGUAAUUUUAAACCCGAAUCUGUUUCUAUAUGAUUUCGGAAAGUUUCAUUGCUGCUGUCUGGUAGCCAUCCUCAUCACUUUCAGAAGCCGCUUCAGAGAGGAGGCUUUCCAGCAUCAUUGGAUGGCUCUUUGCGGCACGACAGCUACAAAUGUCCCGAAAAUGAUGGCUGCUUACAACGGUGGCUCCUCAGCAGUGGCUGCCCAUCACCACCACCAGCUCCAGCACCUUCCGCCUCCCCACAUGCAUCACCAUCACCACCACCACGCGGGCCAGCAUCACUUGCAGCACCCGGGCUCAGCCGCUGCCGUGCACACGGUCCAGCAGCAUGCUUCCACGGCUGCCGCUGCGGCGGUGAUGCUCAAUCCCGGUCAGCAGCAGUCCUACUUCCCUUCUCCCGCCCCCGGACAAGCUCCUGGGCCGGCAGCGGCCGCGGCUCCCGCCCAGGUUCAAGCAGCCGCCGCCGCUGGUGUCAAAGCUCACCAUCAUCACCACCACCAUCAGCAGCAGAGCACGCACCACCUUCCACAGCAGCUGGACAUCGAGCCGGACAGGCCCAUUGGUUAUGGAGCGUUUGGAGUUGUCUGGUCUGUGACAGAUCCUAGAGAUGGAAAGCGAGUCGCCCUCAAAAAGAUGCCCAAUGUCUUCCAAAACCUUGUUUCUUGCAAGAGGGUCUUUCGGGAACUGAAGAUGCUUUGUUUCUUCAAACAUGAAAACGUGCUUUCUGCUCUGGACAUCCUCCAACCUCCACACAUCGACUACUUUGAAGAAAUCUAUGUCGUGACUGAACUUAUGCAAAGUGACCUCCAUAAGAUCAUCGUAUCACCGCAGCCUCUGAGCUCAGACCACGCCAAAGUUUUCCUCUAUCAGAUUCUACGAGGACUUAAAUAUCUUCACUCUGCUGGAAUUCUACACCGAGACAUCAAACCUGGCAACCUCCUGGUCAACAGCAACUGUGUGCUGAAGAUCUGCGAUUUUGGCCUGGCGCGAGUGGAGGAGUCAGAUGAGUCCCGGCACAUGACUCAGGAAGUGGUGACACAGUACUAUCGAGCACCAGAGAUCCUCAUGGGGAGCCGCCACUACUCCAACUCCAUUGAUAUCUGGUCUGUGGGCUGCAUCUUCGCUGAGCUGCUGGGGAGACGUAUUCUCUUCCAAGCUCAAAGUCCCAUUCAGCAGCUGGAUUUAAUCACCGACCUGUUGGGAACUCCAUCUAUGGAGGCGAUGAGGACUGCAUGUGAAGGUGCUCGUGCACACAUUCUCAGAGGACCUCACAAACAGCCAUCCCUUCCUGUUCUGUACACACUGUCUAGCCAAGCAACACAUGAAGCAGUCCAUCUCCUCUGCAGGAUGCUGGUGUUUGAUCCAUCAAAGAGGAUUUCAGCCAAGGAUGCCUUGGCUCACCCUUACCUGGACGAGGGUCGGCUGCGCUACCACACAUGCAUGUGCAAAUGCUGCUACACCACAUCAUCUGGCCGGGUUUAUACCAGCGACUUUGAGCCUGUCACAAAUCCCAAAUUUGAUGAUGGGUUUGAGAAGAACCUGAGCUCUGUGAGACAGGUCAAAGAGAUCAUCCAUCAGUUCAUUUUGGAACAACAAAAGGGGAGUCGAGUACCACUCUGCAUUAACCCUCAAUCAGCAGCUUUUAAAAGCUUCAUCAGCUCCACAGUGGCUCAGCCCUCUGAGAUGCCUCCAUCUCCGCUGGUGUGGGAAUGAAUAGCUGCUGGCGUGUGUCAUCUUUUUUUCCCAUCUGAGAAGCUGCUAAACUGGGAACAAGAAAUCAUCAAAGCAUCUUCUAUCAUCUACGUAGCAUUUCACUGGAGAGCAGGACUCGCAGGUCUGCUGUGUCUAUGCUGGUGUUUGGAGUAAAGGAAGAGGAGUCCACUGAUACUUGCUUUAUGUGUGCAUUAGAGGGUUCGGUGUACAUUUUUAAGUCCCACCUGCUACGAAAGGUUUAACUUCCUACACGUUUGGGCUUCUGCGUUAUUAUGUUCACCUUCCUGCUGCAAAGAGUCUGUAAACCCGACUUUCUUUUUACUAAGACAAUCAAUUGUAUUUGUGUUGGUACAAGAUACUGAAUCUUCCAAAAACAAAUAUCUUAGGUGUAUAAAUUUAAGUUUUUUUCUUUUGUUUGAUUCUUUUUUAGAAGUUAGUUGUUACAAGGAGCCCACCCAUUUCCAGACCAGUCUACAUAUUUGGUUUGUAUUCAUGCUACAUUUAAUUUGCCAAAGAUUACAAUGCAUAAAAAAAAUGAGAUUUUGUUCCCCCAAAAGCUCCAUUUUUGACACCGAAAGAUGAAGUAGAACAUUCAGAGGCUGUUUGAGGAUCUGAUGGAGCAUUUUAUACUUGACAGGUGUCACUACAACUUUAAAAGAAGCUCAACUGUGUGCUUAUGAGCUUUUUAAAUGCUUAUUUAGAUCUCUGCUGGCCAAAUUAAUAGGUUUAUCUUAAGACAGAAGCCAAAAUAUUUGCUGUAUUAAUAUUAUACCUAAUAUGCAGGACCACUUCUGGUUAGUUUUAGUCACGUUUUGUAAGCAAGUUGAUUAUUCAGUCAUAUCCUUUAUUUUCAACUGAACACUCCAAACUUUGUCCUUUUUUACGUCUGAAAAGCUUCAGACGUUUAUUCUACACCAACAACAUGAUAUUUGUAUCUGUGUGUGCGUGUGUGUGGCGGGGGGGAUGCUGUGCGUCAAAUCUGAAGUAUAAUUAUUUCCCAAACAAAACAAACUACAUUUAAUUGAAAACAUGAUGAAUGUGAAUACACGAGGCUGAUAAAAUGCCUGUCCUGAUUCAUGAAAAGUUCAGGCUUUACCUGAGAAGUCCUCCGCUUUAUAUCUGACUGAAGCGCUGAAAACUGAGCUCAGUCGCUUAAAACAAUGUUUUUAUGCUGCUUAUGUUUUGCUGAUGAGUUUUGCUUUGAACUUUAAAUUUUUAACUUUAAGUAUUUCAGUUUAAAUACUUUCACACUACAUGAAUAGGGGUGUAAAUCAAAGUGUGAUCGGAAUACAAUACCAUACAGAUCCAGUGCAUAACAAUUCUACGGAAGCAGAGAGUGGACAUCGUCUUCUCCAGAUAAUGGUUAAUGUAUUUGUAAAAACCACGAUAAAAUAAAAAGAUCUGUCUGGGUUAAACUCCAGGGUUUCCAGUAGCAGGAGGCCAGGAGAAAUCACCUGUAUACCUUCAGUUACUGUAACAGGUUCAGGGUUAUCCAGACCCACCCUCAUCAUCCCUGAUCUAAAGCAAACCAAGCUUGUCAUCUUGUGUUAACCAGUUCGAGCAGGUUGUUAGGAAAUCAUGAGAAAAUUUUAACUUGCUGUUUGAAAAAGAGCUGAUCCCAGAUAACGGCAUUAUUAUUAAUGAGGCUGGUUACUUUCUGCUUCUUUAUGAUUUGAUAAGAGAAUUAAAAAAAUUCUGCCGUAAUAAGAUUUUAGAUUCGGCUUUAUUUAGUUACUAAAAUCAGAACGUGACAUCGUCUCACAACGAUCACUGGAUUCUAAAUCGUUGUUCUGAUUUUAGUCAUUUCUAAUCAACAAAACAAACAAACACAAAAAAAAUCAAAAUCUGAUUUCUUCCUAAGCUCAAUUAGUCAUUUUAAUGAAAAGCAAUCUGUGAUUUUAACAGCAACAGACUGAACCACGUUCUGGAUAUUUAGCUUCAAAAUGUUUACAUCAUCUAAAGGAAAACUGAAAGAAUAAAUUUGUAUUUUGAGCCGUUAAAGCAGGAUAUAGUGUAAACUUUACUCCUGUUUAAUCUCAAACCAAAUAUUUUUACAACUUAAUAUAAUAAUCAGUGUGAACAUAGCCUGAAGUUAUACACCAUACUCACGCCUAGGAUAUCAGCGUUUUCCUCGUCAUAUUAGAAUAAGAUUUUUUUUUUAAUUAGAACAAAGCAGAUAGAAACGAUUCCACGUGAUCUUUUAUAAAUGUGUUUUGUUCGGAUCGAUGCUACUGGAUCAUUGAUCACUGUACAUCGAUGUAUCCUUACACCCCUAUACAUGUACAAGUAUUACUAAGCUUUUAAUAGGCGGUGUAAAGACUGAAGGCCAUUUUUACGCCAUGUUCAGUUCAUCUGAGUUCAUACAACUUAAACCGUAACCACUCACGUUCAGUUCAUUCAUGGCUGGACCAUCGAACCAUCAGCCUAAUUGAAAGCUUUGCUUUUUAAAGUAAUUUGUUUUGUGCUUUUGUGCCUCAGCUUCUUGCUUAGACAGUCACAUUCAGUUCCUCAGCCAAACUCACUUAAUUUUCUCCCAAAGUAAUUAAAGAAAAAAGCUUCUCUGACCUGAAAUAUAUGAAAGUGCUUCUACUCUUUUCUCUUAAGGGCCUCAUUUUGAACUGCGUUCACAAUAUGGUCAGAUGAGCCCUGUUUCCACAGAGUGGUAUGGUUUGGGUCGGCACAGUACGGUAUGGUUAGGCGAGCGUUAGCAAGUCAGACCCUCACUAGGUAGGCAGGGAUUAGUCAAAAUGCCUAGUGUGGCGUCAUACCAGUGUGAUGACCGUGAACAACAAGGAUACAAAAAUAAUUAUUGUUUGCAGGUCAUUUUCUAAGAGAACUUAUUGGUAAGGAGGAGGUGUUUUUAUAUUCGAUUACUUACCCAGAGACUAACUUGCUCCGGAGCAGGUUAAUCGUAUAGCGUAAGUCACCAUGGUGAUUUACCCCGGUAAGGAGGAAACCACUGUCAUAGGACAGAAAACCCCGGUUAACCGUGAUGAGAGAAAAUCCAGCUUCAUAGUCCAGGCCUCUGACUCGUUUGCUGGCAUCUUUGUUGUCUUUUCAAGGUUGAGUAAAUGGUGAAAUGAAACAACUGAACUCUUACAGGGUGUUCUGUUGCCAUCUUUCGUGCUUUGGUCACAAGAAAAGAGACGUUUUUCUGACCCCCAAUCAACGGACUGUAUUGUGACACCAGUAGCUCUGCUCUAACCAUGCUGUACCAUUUUCCUGUGGACCUACAACUGAACGGAGGCCUGAAAUGGUAGCUUUUGGUCUAUUUGGAUAAGUCUCUUUUUUUUUUUUUUUUUUUUUUUUUUUUAAUAGAGCCCCGUUUUCACCAAGGGAUCCAGCUCAGGACGGGACAGUUUGGAGUGGCUUGUCUGGCAAAACCCUGAUCUCUGUUGCCUUUUUACCAUCAACCCUACCCUUACUGAUUAGGCGGGGUAUGAUAGUGAUAGCUGCAUCAGCUACGCAAUAGCAUCACGUCAAAGUAAUGCAAUGCCUUCUUUUAAUUAUAACAAAGAAGAACGCAACACAUAAUCAAAGCGGGAGAAUGGUGGACAUACAGCAAUUUGUGUUCUUUCUUCUUGGCACAUGGCUUUAAACCCACUGUGCUGUUCCUGCUUUGUUCUUAUUGCUGAGUCGCAAUAUAGUGAUGAUUCUUUUGAUCAAUUGACAAUUGCAGUGUAAGAUUGGGACCCCAAAGAAAGGAUACCAAAAAAAUAGGAUGGGUCAGACUGGAUAUUUUGGCACCCUUCCCAGAUUUUGCCUGUGGAAACAAAGAAAAGAAUGCAUACCAGCCUGUCCUGAAUGAGAUGGAUUCGCUGGUAGAAACGGGCUAAAAUAGAGUACCUUCCCAAACUGUAUCGCUCUGUGGAAACGGGGUAAUAGACAUCCCAGGUAGAGUUUAAUAAUCAGAUGCGGCUCUAGUAAGGAGUCCAGUGCCAGUCCCAGGAAUUCACCAUGCCAAACAUAUCUUAACAGUCGCUACGCCAUAUCAACAAGAUUUAACUGGUAAGUUUAGAUGGAGGGGAAUUAAACUAUGUUUGAUGUUUUAGGUCUGAAGUGACAAUAAGCUUAGGCCAAGGCUCUUAUGUGCCAUCUCGUAAUAUCGGACCCAGGCUGUAAAGAAAUCCUUUGAAGUGCUACAGAAGAAGACAACUCCUCUGUAGCUUAACUGCAGGCAACAUCUUUUCUUUCUCAGUCUGCCCUCAAAAAGCAAGACUUCUAAUUCUGCUUGUUUCCAGCCAGGUCAAACCGACCAACGUAGAAAAAUGGAAAAUUCCAGUGAGAGAAAACAAAACCUACUUUAAACCAGUUAUCAGUCUUUUAAUGGUGUUAAUUCUUUGUUCUGUCAACUUGACUAUAUCUAUAUAUUCUAUACCUAAUGAUUUAGACUCACACCCCCCAGUCUCGGUAGCAUAGGAGUCAUUGUUUCAUCUGUACGCGUUAUAUAUGGUAGAAUACCAGACCUGGCCAAAAUUCUGCCCUUGUACCUCGUUCAUGUACAGCAUCUCCAGGAAAAAAAAAAGGUGUUGAAGUAAAUUAUUUAAUAUAUUUUUAAACAGUUUUCCAUUCCUGUUCUUGUGUCCUGCAGCAUGCAUUGGCCUCACCCGAACUAUGAUCUUGUAAAUAUGUUAAAUAGAGAAGUAAAUCUACACCAACCUUAAAAACACAAAAAACAAUGCCACUGUAUAGAAAUUGUAUUAGCCUGUACAUUUCAGAGGCUGUGAAGAUCAAUUUAUUUUUAAAACUUGCAUACAAAUGUAUAUAUUUUGAUCUCUAACCCACAACUAUGAUGUGUAGGGUACAACAAAUCCUUUAACGAUUUACAGAAAACGCAGUGGUUUUAACUGUAACGUGUGUACAGCAGAGUUGUAGAUAUAUCCAAGCAGCAGCCUUUUUGUUAUUGUUGUUUAUUUCAUCACAACAACACUGUGUGAAUAUGUGUAUAUAUAUAUAUAUAAAGGAUUCACUGUUUUUGGUCUCUACCUCUUGAUCUUAGUAACUUAGCUUUGUUUGUCUCCACUCACUUAUAAAUUCACAGGGAUAUAACAUUUACAAAUGUCUAUUCAAGUUUUUCUACUGGGAUGAUCUACUGCCCCUCUGACUUAAUCAGAUCUGAUUUACUGAAUUCAUCAUGUUUUUAUUAAGAAGCCCUGCCUAUAGCCAAGGGUUACCUGACUGUUAACUUUCCCUCUUUGGUAGGAUUAGACCUUGUAGAGGAGGGAAAGUCACCGUUUCCACCACAUGUAAUCAAAGCUCCAUAUGAAGAACUUUUAAUGGAAGAAAAAUAUGGUUUAUAACAGUAUCUCAUGGGUUAUUAUUGUUUCACUUCUGUUAUUUAAAGAUGAUGAAAAUUGGACAUUUUAUUUGUGUUUUUUUUUUUUUUUUUGAAGUGUUGUAAUUAAUAUACUUGUCCAGAUGUUCCUUAUCAGAUUAUUUGAUAUUUCUAAUAUAGCUACAGAUCCGUAGGGCCGCCUCCUUUACAGUGGAGAAGUUGAAAUAUUGCAAAAUAGCUUUGAUUAAAUACAAAUGAGAUGUUUAACAUGACCUCCGGUGUUUGGAUUAAUGAACAUACUGACUGAGUAGAGGCAGAUUUCAGGUAUACAACAUUUUUUAAGAGAAACUUCUCCGGACUGGACCGUUAUUCUUUGCAGAAAUCCUCCUUUCGUACAGUGCACGUCAGGGACAAUGUGCUUGGAAACAUCCAGAAGAAAUGGAUGAAUGACCACAUUUAAAACUGGGUUUUAUUUAUUUUACAGUCCCACAGUCUUUUUAGAAAUGAUAACUGAGAAACAGGCAUGAAGACGAUAACACUUCACAGGAAUUACCAGCAUAUAAAAGUGCCUCUUAAAGUCCUCUCCGGGCACAAACUCCUGAUUUUGGAGUUUUUCCACAGGGCCACAUGAACAUGGGCAUAGAUAUAAGUUAAAGUGGUCAUUUAUUACAUGGUUUACUAACGAGAGAGAAGAGCAUGAAGCGGAGACAGUUACAUAUACAGUAUUAGUGCCAGAUGUGACUCCUAACACAUGAAUGUUGUAGAUCAGGGUGAGUUUUCAUAAACUAGCUUGCUGCGACUCCGUAAAUACAACCUCAGAUGAACAGCCAACACGCGAUGCACUGUAUUUUUAUUUUUUUUUUUUUUUAAAAGCCAAAUGCAGAAGCAGUGGAUGGAAAAUUGAGUACAUCUUUACUGUUUCCUUUGUAAUGACCUGGUUAAAUGGCCAGAAGAAUCUGAUCAACACCAGGGAGGAGAGCCCACCAGCACCAAAGCUCAUUGAUCAUUUUACAGUGAGAACAUUAACCAAUGAAAAAAAUUAUUCCAGAUCUCCCUGCAGUGCAUCAUGCAUUUUAAUGGAUUGGGUCCAUGUAACAACAUCCUCUUUAUUUGGUCAAAGUUGUUUAAGAUGGCAGUAAAUUUACUGUCAGACGCUGAAAAAGGCACUACUGAACUUUGGCAGAUUUUCUUUGGUGCGCUAUAACUACGGCUAAUUCCUCAUCCAUCUUCAUCCUGUUUCCUUUCCGAGUUCUCUCCAGCCAGUAAAAUACAGUCCUAGGUUGUCUUUAUCUCUGUCUCCAUCACUUUUUUUCUUUUCCUCCAAAAAUGUUGGGUUUCUGCUGAAUCAGCCAUGGUGCGUGUUCAAAGCAGCCAGUGUGUUGAUAUCCAGUUGCUAGCCCGUGACGCAGUACCGUAAAGGGAAAAAGCAGCCUUCAUGUGAUGCCUCGGGCUGGAAAACUAAUGGUUUCUCAGCCUCGGGGUGCAAAGACGGCUUCAGGAAUGUUCCUAAUGAAUGUUGGUGGUACAUCAGCACCAAUCAGAAGCAGAGUUUUAAGGUCCUCAAUGCAGCCAGUUCUGGCCCUUCCCUCCAUAUCUUACACCUUCUUUUUUUUCUCUCUAUCUUUGACCUCGUUCCUGUCGCGCUACUUUCACAUAAAGGUCGCUAGAGCUCCCAAAUCCUUUUUGAUGUUAAAAUAGUUUGCUCUGCUGUGGCUUUGUUCUGAGUAGCUUUUAGCGGACUCUUUUUUUCUGACUCUUCAAACUAAACCCACUCAGGCUGCUGUCUGCUGCAGGUAAGAAACAAACUACUCAUUAGUACUUCAUGCAACUCCACUUCAAUUUAAAGAAAAAAAACCCUUUAAGAGUGAAGCUUAGCGCAAGCGGUCUGCAGCCCUCAUUGGAUUUAGACAAAGCUGCAACAGUCAGGAACUGAAAUUCCUCCAAAAUGAAGUGAAAAGUGAUUAAAUCGUACUGAAAAAGAGCCAAAGAUGGUCGUACAAGAAAUCGAAUAAUCGGGUGUGGUUCAGUUUUUCUCACAGUGCUUCUGCAUUUUGGCCUUGGUUUUGUUCCAUAAAUGAUCCACAUCUCUGGUUGUAUUUACCUACCUACUUUUAAGAGUAAUUAAGGACCAGAUGGUGUAAAAUCUGGUCAUUUUUCAAAUUCAGAGAGUUAAGAGUCUUUUUUUAAACAUGACUGUAUAUGGUGGCUGAGAGAGGUCUGUACACCGGGGAAAAACAAAAAUACAAACCAAUGAAGAAAACGCCUUCACCAUUUUUAACUCAUAUUUUGACAGUUUUUAAAAUGAUUUUAUUUGUUUAAUGAAAUGUUUCAGUAACUUUACAAUUAUUUUAAAAAUGCAGAUUAAUCUAAAAAAACUGAGGACAUUAAAUUAAGAAGAGUUUAGAGACGACCGAUUUUUAUUCUGUAGAAACCAGCUGACUCAAAACUUGUUUCAUGGACAGUCAUGUCUUCAUAAAUCUGGUUUUUAAACAUCUAAACUUUGUUGGUAAAUGAAUACUGGUAGUCUACAUUUUAGGAAUUGUUAUGCAUUUUAUUAAUCCUCUUAACACAAGAAGUCACUGUAAAAUUUAAUAACCAGAAAGGACUUGUGGUUUGUAAUUCCAUGAUAAAUGGACUAUACUCCCUGGUGUUCAACAUAAAGAUACAGAUUUUUUUUCUGAAUGAUUUAAAGAUCAUGCAAUAACUGGAAAAGUAAGUUAUAUCAGUUUUCUAGAAUAUGUAAAUGGAAAUAUAUCAACAGUAGUAAUACACGGGGAGAGGUGCUGUAUGCCUGGUAGUCGUUUUGUGGAAAACAUCAACAUACUAACCACUAUGCAUGUACUCUGUAUGUUACACUGCUUUCCAUUAUUUUAAUACUACUCCUUGACUAAACACAAGUUUUCUGUUGAAUGAGUUAAAGAUGUAGUCACCAGUCUGAGUAUCGCUCUUGUUCUUUUACUUUCUUUAUCUGUUUUCUGGAAAACAGUGAGCUCCUUCAAAAUCUACAGCAAAAGUUACCACUUAUAUCCAGUAGCAUUGUGUGUGUAUGUAUGUGUAUAUAUAUAUAUAUAUAUAUACACAUACACACACACACACAUAUAUAUAUACUUGAGGUCAAGCCAAGCAGGGAAAAGGAUGGAAGGUGGGGUUGCACCACCUUUUGGUUAUAGUGAUGAUGUUUGACAGGCAUACAAACACAUGGAAGUGGAAACGAGGUGUUGUGUACUGGUCCUUUUUGCUAUCUUCUGUUAAAUAAGAACCAUGAAGAUUUGUAUUAUAACAAAUUGAAUUAAAAUGGACUGUCUUUGACUGGACUUGA